Molecule: messenger RNA, 2361 nt
Organism: Marmota flaviventris (yellow-bellied marmot)
Lineage: Eukaryota; Metazoa; Chordata; Mammalia; Rodentia; Sciuridae
Source: RefSeq, a predicted model, not a curated record
GACGGAUGAUGGCGUGCUCAGUUUCCACACUGAUGGCCAGGUCACAAGAAAGGAUGGACAGCCUAAGAGUCCCCGUAGCCACCUGGCCUAUGGCGUUUUGGACAUCCCACCAUGGUAUCUCUGCAUCUUCUUGGGGAUCCAGCACUUCCUCACAGCCCUGGGAGGACUGGUAGCAGUGCCACUCAUCCUGGCCAAGGAUCUGUGCUUGCAGCAUGACCCCCUGACUCAGAGCUAUCUGAUCAGCACCAUCUUCUUUGUCUCUGGCAUCUGCACUCUCCUGCAAGUGCUUUUUGGGGUCAGGUUGCCGAUUCUCCAGGGAGCAUCCUUUGCUUUAUUGGCGCCUUCUCUGGCCAUGCUCUCUCUUCCAUCCUGGAAGUGCCCAGAGUGGACACUCAAUGCCAGCCAGGUGAAUGUCAGCUCACCUGAGUUCACAGAGGAAUGGCAGAAGAGGAUCCGAGAGUUGCAGGGUGCCAUCAUGGUUGCUUCCUGCAUCCAGAUACUGGUGGGAUUCUCAGGCCUCAUCGGCUUUCUCAUGCGCUUCAUUGGCCCCUUGACCAUUGCUCCGACCAUUUCCCUGGUGGCCCUGCCUCUCUUUGAUCCUGUUGGCAAUGACGCUGGAAUCCACUGGGGGAUUUCCUUCAUGACCAUCUUCCUCAUCAUGCUGUUUUCUCAAUUCCUGAAAAACAUCCCAGUGCCUGUGCCUGUGUAUGGUGGAGAGAAGAAGUGUCACACCUCCAAGUUCUACCUCUUUCAGUUCUUCCCUGUGCUGCUGGCUCUCUGCAUUUCCUGGUUCGUCUGCUUCGUGCUCACAGUCACCAACACUCUCCCCUCGUCCCCCACUGAGUAUGGGUACCUGGCCCGCACUGACACCAAAAGCAAUGUCCUGCGCCAGGCCCCUUGGUUCCGCAUCCCUUACCCAGGACAAUGGGGCCGCCCCACCAUCAGCCUGGCUGGAGUCUUUGGGAUCAUUGCUGGGGUGGUCUCCUCCAUGGUGGAGUCUGUGGGUGAUUAUUAUGCCUGUGCCCGGCUGGUGGGAGCCCCACCCCCUCCGAAGCACGCCAUCAACCGUGGCAUUGGCAUCGAGGGCCUUGGCUGCUUAUUGGCAGGAGCUUGGGGGUCAGGAAAUGGCACCACCUCCUUCAGCGAGAAUGUUGGGGCACUGGGUAUCACCAAGGUGGGGAGCAGGAUGGUGAUUGUCACAGCGGGCUUCGUGCUGCUCCUGAUGGGUGUUUUUGGGAAGAUCGGGGCUGUGUUUGCCACCAUUCCAACCCCAGUGAUCGGGGGCAUGUUCCUUGUCAUGUUCGGGAUCAUCAGUGCCGUGGGGAUCUCCAGUCUGCAGUACGUGGACAUGAACUCAUCCAGGAACCUCUUUGUCUUUGGCUUCUCCAUUUACUGUGGCCUCACCAUUCCCAACUGGGUGAAGAAGAACCCCGAGAAGCUGCAGACAGGCAUUCUCCAGCUGGACCAGGUCGUCCAGGUGUUGCUGACCACAGGCAUGUUUGUUGGAGGAUUUCUGGGCUUUCUCCUGGAUAACACCAUCCCUGGAAGCCUGGAGGAGCGAGGCAUCCUGGUAUGGAAUCAAGUCCAGGAGAAUUCCAAGGAGACUACUCUGAAGUCCUCGGAGGUUUAUGACUUUCCCUGGGGCAUUGGCACCAAGUUCUGCACGUCCUCCUACAUCCGGGUCCUCCCCUUCUGGCCCAGACUGGACCACAGUGGCAAAGGUGAGGUGGGCAUGAGCCAGCUUGCCCACUGCUCCCAGGCUUCCUCCAGAAAGCACCUGUCAGGUGCUAUAGAAACCAGGAUGUGAGGAGAAGGGUCCUCCUGCAUGGCCGAGCCCUGGACAGACUUCUGCCUUUGCAAUAUGCACCAAUCUGCCUUCAUGAGCUGGAGGUGCCCACCCUCUCCAACACCUGCGGCACCUGUACACCAUGGCAGUCAGGAAGCUUCAGGUUAUAAUAGUGACCUAUAGGCUCUGUUCUGGUCACUUGGUCAUCGCAUUUGAUCUUGACCUGUCCCUCUGGUAUUCUCCCAGCUCUGGUGUGGACAGGUGUGGAUGCUGUCCACACAGAACUCUGCUACACCAUUGUGCUUUGCAGUGUUUUGAAAGAUUGGGAGGAAGAGGCCUGGGUAGGGUAGGGACAGUGGUGGCUGUUUGCUGGAAGGUGACACUGAAAGCGCACUUUAUUCCCCUUCACCAAUAUAGACCCAGUUCUCAUAAGUCUCUCUUUGAUUCUGUCUGCUUUGCAUUUUAAGGAUGAGCUGCCACUAAGGGCUAUCUUUGAAGAUUCAAUGCACACUAAAGUUUGGUAGGAAGUCACCAGCACUCCCUAGUCCCAAGUUAUGGGAGAAGAUCACACCUAG